Messenger RNA from Rangifer tarandus platyrhynchus (Svalbard reindeer), 525 nucleotides. The record is from the annotation of a GenBank genome assembly. Lineage: Eukaryota; Metazoa; Chordata; Mammalia; Artiodactyla; Cervidae.
AUGCGACAGGGGCUCUGCCAGCUCCUGGUGGUGGUGGCCUGGAUCAGGGGGAUCCUGUAUGCCACUGUGCAGAUUCUUUUCAUGUUCAUGUUCAAUCUGACCUUCUGUGGUCACAAUGUCAUUGACCACUUCAUGUGUGAUUUCUUCUCACUGAUGGAACUUGCCUGCGGCGACACCUACAGACUUGGCAUGGUGGUGGCAGCUAACACAGGGGGCAUGUGCUUGCUCAUUUUUUCCAUGCCACUUGUCUCCUACAUAGUCAUCCUGAGCUCUUUGAAAUCUCAUAGCUCUGAAGGACAACGGAGGGCCCUCUCUACAUGUUGCUACCACUUUGCAGUAGUGGCACUUUUUUUUGGUCCGUGUAUAUUCACCUACAUGCGUCCUGUGGUCAUUUAUCCUGCCAACAAGUGGGUGGCUGUGUUCUUUGCAAUCCUCACUCCCAUGUUAAAUCCUAUCAUUUGCACAGUGAGAAAGGCAGAAGUGAAAAAUGCUGUGAGGAGUUUGUUGAAGAGGAGAGUAACUUAA